UGAUUUCUCAUCCUCCUGCACUGGUGUGGCCCCGACCCUCGGUGCUGUGCAGACUGCCCAGCUCUCUGGAAGCUCGCCCUGAGCUGGGGUGCACCAAUCCCAGGGCCCCAUAGGGCCCCUCCCCCACGGCAUACCUUUCCACGCACCCUGCUCCCACCCCAUGCUGUCCCGGCAGGCUACUUCCUGUCCUCUCUUUGGGAGCUGCCCAGGUCGCGGCCCCUGAAGGAGGACAGCAAAGGUGGCCCGGAGGCAGAGGCUCCAGGACGCUGAGGGGCAGAAACCAGAGCCCCGGGGAGAAGUUGCAGCUGUCCUCCCGUCCUGUGCACAAGGAGACUGGGCCCCUGCAUCUGACCCUGGAAGGAAGAACCUCUGGAGAUGUCUUCCAAUAAUAACCCUGUUACAAUCCCGAUGAUAGAAAGAAAUCCCAGUGACCUUCCUGGAAUGGACACCAGUGACCCGGACACAUUGACUGGAGAGGCUGUGUUGAGUUUUCAUAACAUCAGCUAUGGAGAAACUGUGCAGAGUGGCUUUCCAUUUCGUAAAAAAACAGAGGUGAUAAGAAGACUAUCUAAUAUCAAUGGGAUCAUGAGACCUGGCCUCAAUGCCAUCAUGGGACCGGAAGAUGGGAGCCGAUCUUGGUUAUUGGAUGUCUUAGCUGCAAGGAAAGAUCCACGUGGAUUAUCAGGAGAUAUUUUGAUAAAUGGGAAACCUCAACCUGCUACUUUCAAAUGUACUUCUGGUUAUGUACCACAAAAUGAUGAGGUGAUGCAAACUGUGACUGUGAGAGACAACAUAGAGUUCUCAGCAGCUCUUCGACUCCCAAUGACUGUAACAAGAGAUGAAAGAAGAAGGCGAAUUGAUGAGAUCCUUGAACUUCUGCAUCUGGAUAAAGUGGAAAAUGUCAAGCCUAGAUCUAAGGAGCUCAGGAAAAGGACCAGUAUAGCAAUGGAGCUGGUCGCAGAGCAUCCCAUUCUGUUCUUGGAUGAGCCCACCACUGGCUUAGACUUGAACACUACGACUGAUGUCAUCUCGGUCCUGAGAAGGAUGUCUAUCAGGGGACGGACAAUCAUCUUCUCCAUUAAUCAGGCUCAGUACUCCAUCUUCAGAUUUUUUGAUAGCCUCACCUUAGUGGCCUCAGGAAAAGUCAUGUAUCACGGGCCUGCACAAGAGGCGUUGGAGUACUUCACAUCCGCAGGUUAUGAAUAUGAUCCCCACAACAACCCUGCAGACUUCUUCCUGGACAUCAUUAAUGGAGGUUUCUCUGCUAUAUUAGACACAGAGGAAGAAGGCCAUAAUGCUGACAUAUAUACAGAACUUUCUGAGAGACGGCACCAAGUCACAGAAAAAUUAGCCAACAUGUAUGUACAGUCCUCCUUAUACAGAGAAACGAGAACUGAACUGGAUCCACUCUUGGGGGAACAGAGGGCAGGGAGGAUCUCGGCCUUGGAGGAGAUCACGUGUGUCACCCCUUUCUGGAAUCAGCUUUGGUGGAUUAUCUGUCGUUCAUUCAAAAAUUACUAUGGUUUUCCACAGGUCACUGUGAUUCAGGCAAUUAUCACAAUCAUUCUGGCCGUGUUGGUGGGCGUCGCUUUCCGUCUCCUACGAAAUGAUUGUACGGAAGUCCAGACCAGAGCUGGCCUGCUCUUCGUGGUCACCAUCUUCCAGACCAUCACAAGUGUGUCUGCUGGGGAGCUCUUUGUGAUUGACGAGGAUCGCUUUCUACAUGAGCAUACCAGUGGAUACUACAGAGUGCCACCAUAUUUCCUUGGGAAAUUGCUGGCUGAGCUGGUACCCAGGAGGCUAUUGCCAAGUACUAUAUUUACUGUUAUAGUAUUCAGCAUAGCAGGAGUAAACACAGAUGUGAAGAGUCUCUUCACUAUGUAUUUUAACAUCAUGAUGUUGGCUUAUUCUGCCAGUUCCCUGUCACUGUCUUUAAGGGCAAGGCAGAAUGCAGUGGCUGUGCCAACACUGUCGGUGACCAUCUACUUUCUGUUCAUGUUGUUUUUCUCGGGUCUGUCAAUAUAUUCAGAAAGCUUAGUACCUGGGCUCUCAUGGAUUCAGUACAUCAACAUUCCUCAUUACGGAUUUACAGCUUUGCAACAGAAUGAAUUCCUGGGACAAAACUUCUGUACAGAACAUAACACAGCAGAAAUCAGUAAAUGUCAGAACUAUGUAAUAUGUACUGGUGAAGAAUUUUUGAUGAUCCAGGGCAUUGAUCGCUCAUCAUGGGGCUUCUGGAAGAAUCAUGUGGCCUUAGCUUGUAUAACGAUUAUCUUCUUAUCAAUUACCUAUGUGCGGUUAUAAGCUCUUUAGAAAAACAAACAUUUUUAAAUCACUCUUCCACUUUCCUUGAAUUAAUUUGACAUUAUUUUUUGGUAUUAUUUAUUUAUUAUUUAAUUUUUUUAUUAAGAAAAUUUUUCCACUCAUUUUACACACCAAUCAAAGAUCUCCCUCUUUCCUCCUCCCCCCCACCUCUCCCUCCCAAUCCACACCCAAGUCCUCCCCACAAGAAGGCAAGGCCUCCCAUGAAGGGGCACAUCCAGUAGAGGCAAGUCCAAGCCCCUCCCACUCAAGGUUGUGAGAGUUGUCCCAUCAUAGGUAGUGGGCUCCAAAAAGCCCACUCAUGCACCAGAGAUGGAUUCUGAUCCCACCUCCACAGCCUUUGAUCCAACUUUCAUGAGUUCCCACUAGUUUGGUUUGGUCGUCUCUGCAGGUUUCCCCAUCAUGAUCCUGAUGCACUUGCUCAUAGAAUCCCUCUUCUCUCUCCCUGACUGGACUGCUGGAGCUCUUCCUGGUGCCUGGCUGUGGAUCUCUGCAUCUGCCUCCAUCAGUCAUUGGAGAAAAGUUCUGUGAUGACAGUUAGGGUAUUCACCAAUCUGAUCUCUGGGGCAAGCCAGUUCAGUUCAGGCACCCUCUCCACUAUUUCUAGUAGUCUAAGUUAGGAUCUUCCCUGGGGAUUCCUGGGAAGUUCGCUAGCACCUGGUUUCUCUCUAUCCCCAUGAUAUCUUCCUCUCAACAUGUAGUUUCUGGAAGAAUCACGUGGCCUUAGCUUGUAUAAUGAUUAUCUUCUUAUCAAUUACCUAUGUGCAGUUAUUAGCUUUUAAGAAAAAGAGACAUUUUAAAAUCACUCUUCCACUUUCUUUGAAUUAAUCUGACAUUUAAAAAAAUAAAAACUUUGCUGGUGGCCAUGUCAGGGGAACAUCAGGGAGCACUUGAAUUCAGGAGUUUGGCCCACUAGAAUGUAAGGCACUGAUGGGUGAAUCUUGGAUAGGCAAGUCCCUGAGGGCUUUGGCUUCAGAAUGUCUCUUGCUUCUGCUGUGCCUUUACAUGUUUGCUGCGGCUGUAUUUCUCUGGUAUCUGGCAUGGUGUGAAUGGGGGUGGGGGAUCUCCACUGCCUUGAAUGUAAUGUGAUUAUCUCAUGGAAAUUUCCUGUUCUACUGGGCCUUUUAACUGGAUUAUUAUGAAGAUGAUUUCCUCCUGACCUGUAUUGUUUAACUGAAGUAAUGAUUUUAUACAAUAAUAGUGGUAGUUUAAAUAGAAUUUUGAUGAUUAAGGGUUUUUAACACAUGUAGUAAGGGAUUAUGAUAGAGGUUAUUUUAGUAGGAAAAUUAUUAAAGGUAAACAUAAGAUAUAGUGUUGUCCUCACCCUUGAUGAAUUGGGGCUGCAGAGCAUAGAAAAUAGGACCAAGGAGGUGUCAUCAGCUGGGACUUAUGAGUUUCUUUUGAGGAGCCUAUUGACUGUGGUUUAGGUGAAUGAUUAAGGAAAACAAUCGAGUCGGAGGAAUUAGCUCAAGAUCUUUUCCAUAUUGGAAAAUGUGUUCAUGGAGUUUGGAGUGCAUCAUAGCUAAAACAAAGCUUUAAAUAAUACUUCAUGUAACUAGAAAACAAAGAAUUGGAUGGUUAGUUAAAAUAAUUGGGCAAACUCUAAAAUAUGAAAAGUGAAACUAGUAUCUGUUUUUACGGCAAUUGUAAAAACUACUGUCUGUGUUAGCAGUUAUGGCUGAAAGGCUCCUGAUCUAUGAGAAUUUUAAAAGAUAAAUGUUUAAAUAUGUGGGUGCUUGGGGACAAUUUACUUUUCACUUGUAAUACAUAAAAUGUUUAAUCAUGUAAGGAAAAUGGGAAACAUGCUUUUUUUUUACUUGUAUUCAUUGUAAUCAUUCGCUUAAAAAUAGAUUGUAAAUACAUUGUAUUUUUUAUUUUUCUUGAAAGAGUCUGCUGGGGUAUAUAAGCUGUAAGGGAAAAAAUACAGAAUUUAGAAGGAAGCCAUCAGGAAGUAGUGAGAAUGAGGACAUCAGGAAGUAGUGAGGAGGAAGUCAUCAGGAAGUAGGGAGGAGGAAGUCAUCAGGAAGGAGUGAGAAGGAAGUCAUCAGGAAGCAGUGAGAAGGAAGUCAUCAGGAAAGAGAAAGAAGGGAAACGUCAGGGUAGAAGAACAGAACAGAAAAAGGAUAUAAUAGAAUAAGCAGUGUAUAGUGGGUAGUCAUUCCAGCUUUGACCUGGAAGCUCUAACCCCCAUUGAGGCUUUGGUAAUGGUCCGCCUACAAGGCGGGGCUGAGAGAGGAUGCUGAAGACCUGGGAUCCAGAUGCCGGCUCUCUUAGUUCCUGGACCCUGGACGCUGGAGGUAGACCGAGCAGAGUUCUCCAGAGAACACUGCUGGACUGUGCCACGCCUUUCUCAGACUCUGUAAACUAUCCAUUCACUUGUAAGUUACCCCACAAAAUAAACCUCCCUUUUAACUACA
Messenger RNA from Peromyscus californicus insignis, 4739 nucleotides. Its product is annotated as ATP-binding cassette sub-family G member 3-like. The record is from RefSeq and is a predicted model, not a curated record. Bases 376 to 2304 code for a protein of 642 amino acids. Gene Ontology annotation, molecular function: ATP binding; ATP hydrolysis activity; ABC-type transporter activity. Gene Ontology annotation, cellular component: plasma membrane. Lineage: Eukaryota; Metazoa; Chordata; Mammalia; Rodentia; Cricetidae. The transcript is spliced from 16 exons.